Messenger RNA from Mesocestoides corti, 927 nucleotides. The record is from the annotation of a GenBank genome assembly. NCBI's taxonomy places the organism in Eukaryota, Metazoa, Platyhelminthes, Cestoda, Cyclophyllidea, Mesocestoididae.
AUGGGCGUCGAACCUCCUGUGGACGGUCAAGGAGAUUCUCUCCGACCCCGCAUCAAUGUUGUCAGUAGUCUGGACUUACUCUCAGAUGCGUCUCUGUUAUGUGAAGAAGGAGACUUUCCACUUCCCAACACGUGUAAACAAGUCCGCUUUGACUUGGAUUCUAACACGACGUUGUCUUCCCGUAAGAAAGAGUCUGUGCCAGAUUCCGUUCCACGAAGGGCAUUUUCGGAGGUGAUGAGAAUUUUUCCUGAGUCUCUCUCUCAGCCCCCUCUACAGCCAAUAACUCCGUCCAGUUCACUCGAUCUCUCGGUUGUGGACGAACCCCAGCUAAAUGGUGGCUUCGAGGCCCUUUCACUCACCACGCCGCAAAUCAACACUGUUAAGGGUCUACAGGAGGAAGUUAUUCAACUUGCCGAAAGCGUCCACAAGGCCUCAAUUUCUGGUCCAGAUGCAAAAAUCAAGCAAAUGGCUCUUGAACAUCUUACAGAUCCCUUCAGAUCACAGUCUAUCCCGACUGCUAAUGAGAGACAGGACAAAAACCGACAAAACACCACAAAUCGCAUCCCGCGGCCCUCUGUAAGCAACAUACCUGUGUGCGUAAACUACAACCUCUCAGAUCGCGUGUACGUCGACCUGCUGGAAAUCUCUGUAUCCGAAUCGGAAAUAGUCAAGGAGGAGAAGGCUAAAAUCGCGCGCAGACGAAAGCUUCUACUCGCUGAGAUGCUAAAAAAACCUCCAAAACCGGAAAUCCUACCUGAGCCCUGCCCGAUGAAGUUCUUCGAUCCUCGAAAGCACGUUUUCCAAUCCGCUCGCCUGCAGACAACCGGUUUGCCGAACCUCGUGCCAACUCGGCGUGGCCUCUCCGUGGACCAGCUGAGCUCCGUUCGAUCGGACUACCUCAACUCCUUUCCAGCCUGCCAUGUAUAA